CAUUAAAUCACUGAUUCGGAACGCGUAUUCCAUAACUCAGUUUAUCGCAAUUACUUCAUAUAUCCCGAUAUGCCGAAGGGUAUAAAAUGCAGUGACCCCAAUUUGACUUUGAUAUACGAUUACCUUCACUAUCGACGACGCCAAUGUCGAGUUCGGAAGAACAAGCAGAACUCAUCUACCAAGCGUUGGAUGGAUAUCUCAAUUCGCUAUGUCUUGAGUCCCUAAUGCAUGGGUUGUAUACGGCUGUCCUGCUUUCAGGCCUCUCGAAUAUGCUCUUCAACAAAAGAGGUCGCAAUCGCCUGUUCAUGGCUGCCAUUAUCGGCGUGCUUUAUAGUUUCGAAACCGUUCACUUGGGAGUACGAUGGUAUUGGGUACGGCAAGCGUUCAUCGUCAAUGGGGAUUCAAGGAUGGCGAUAUACCAAUCCUUCCUGAAUGAGGAUUAUCGCUGGAUGUGGGCCGUGAGUGGGGUGUUUGCGAGUAUGAAUAUCCUGAUAGCGGAUGUGUCCUGAUUUGGCGCGCCUGGGUUCUGGGAUCGCAAUUUCAAAAUCGUCGUCAUCCCGAUAAUCGGUGCCAUCCUUGAAAUCAUUUUCGACGGAUUC
Molecule: messenger RNA, 599 nt
Organism: Desarmillaria tabescens
Lineage: Eukaryota; Fungi; Basidiomycota; Agaricomycetes; Agaricales; Physalacriaceae
Exons: 5
Coding region: 144-509 (121 amino acids)
Source: RefSeq, a predicted model, not a curated record